UGCCGGGGCAUUAUAUUAUAGCGGGACGAGCCUUGUCUCCGGAGACAGAUCUGCGCUCUGCUGCUCCACACGAGGCUCCGGGCGUCGAGCCGCGCUCCACACCGCUCACCGAGACGCGUCUGCCGCCGGGACCUGCGACACCUGCUCCGCUGCUCGGCUCGCACUCCGUCAGGGGAGAGAAGAAGCCACUGCCGGGGGAAGAUCGUCCGAUGGAAAAUGAAACUUGAAGUUUUCUCUGCGCACCACUUUGCGCAGAAGCCGCUGGAGUUGUGUAUGGACGCAGAGGGGGGGGUCCCGUCUCCACUGUCCGGGGACGAGCUGGGGUCGGACGGGGACUGCGUGGCCAACAGCCCGGCACCUGUCGCGCAGGGCGGCGGCGGCGGCGGCGACGGCAGCAAGGGGAAGCCGUACACGCGCAGACCCAAGCCCCCGUACUCCUACAUCGCCCUCAUCGCCAUGGCCAUCCGGGAGUCCGGCAGCGGCCGCCUCACGCUGGCGGAGAUCAACGACUACCUGAUGAAGAAGUUCCCGUUCUUCCGCGGCAGCUACACCGGCUGGAGGAACUCGGUGCGCCACAACCUGUCGCUCAACGACUGCUUCCUCAAAGUGCUGCGGGACCCGUCCCGGCCCUGGGGCAAGGACAACUACUGGAUGCUCAACCCGCACAGCGAGUACACCUUCGCCGACGGCGUGUUCCGCCGCAGGAGGAAGCGCAUCACCAAGAGGUCCGCCAAGGAGCAAGGGAGCCCGGACGUCCUGAGCGAGGACACCCGGCUCCCCGCGCCGGAGGAGAGGGUGAUGGGCGCCAAGUUCUCCAGCUCCUUCGCCAUCGACAGCAUCCUCAGCACGCCUUUCCGACGCAGGGAGGACGCAGACGCACACGCACACGCACACGCCCCCCGGCUCUACUGGGGGCCCGCGGGGCCCCACGUGCUGCCGUAUCCGCUGAACUAUCCCGCACAACACGUGUACCUGUCAGAGGCGGCGUGCGGCGGCACGGAGCCCCUCGUCGUCGGCGCCGGGGACGCGUUCACGUACCUCCGGCACCCAGCAGCGCCGGGCCCGAGCGGACCCGAGGCCGCGUUCAAGGUGCCCAACAGGGCGCGAUGUUUCCAUAUAGACUCCCUGCUGUCGUGAAGCGGCCGGACUCGUGUCACGACUCGCGUGGUUUGGUUUGGUUUGGUUUUUCUCCCAACCAUGAUUGUGCACUUUUACGGGGGCGCGCUUCGCUUUUAGCUGUUUUGUGGGACUGUGUCCGUCUCGUCAUGACUACUGUCAGUCAGUGUUGUGUGUGUGUGUGUGUGUGUGUGUGUGUGUGCGCGCGUGUGCUCAUUUCUACUGUAUACGACGGCAGCCAAGCACCAUGUUGAAACUAUCAAUCUAUUUAUAUUUUCAUGUUUUGUAUGACCUGCUGUGUAAAAAAAAUAUUGUUGUGUACAUAUAUAUAUAUAUACAUA
This is a messenger RNA of Scophthalmus maximus (turbot), 1457 nucleotides long. Its product is annotated as forkhead box protein Q1-like. The record is from RefSeq and is a predicted model, not a curated record. The coding region runs from base 217 to 1137 and encodes 306 amino acids. Gene Ontology annotation, biological process: regulation of transcription by RNA polymerase II; anatomical structure morphogenesis; cell differentiation. Gene Ontology annotation, molecular function: RNA polymerase II cis-regulatory region sequence-specific DNA binding; DNA-binding transcription factor activity, RNA polymerase II-specific. The transcript has a single exon. Lineage: Eukaryota; Metazoa; Chordata; Actinopteri; Pleuronectiformes; Scophthalmidae.